UGAGAAUGCUUAAUUUCUGCGUUUUUAUGGGUAAACUGUGUUGGGAUUUUCAAUAGAACUGAAAAUGUUACAAACCCAACAAGGAGCAGCUGUUCUUGUUUCUAAAUUGCUGAAAACCCCACCACUCAAAGCUCUUACACUCUUCAAAUCCUCAAUCGAGCAAGGGUUUCAUCAAACCCACCAAUCUUUUUCUAUAAUCCUAGACGGACUUCUCUCGAGCAACUCCAUCUCAGUUGCUCAAUCUCUAAUCUUACAGUUAGUUUCCGGCAGAAUCACUUCACCCCAUUUCACUGUUCCUUCAUUACUUCAGUAUUUGACUCAUUCCUGUUUCUUGAAUUCUACUCCUUUAUAUGAAAUUGUCAUCAAUGCCCAUCUUCAAUCUCAGUUAAUAGAACAAGGGCUGAUCUUUUUUAAUGAAAUGAUUGAUAAAGGACUUGUACCUUCAUCGAACACGUUUAAUAGUAUUCUUUCUAGUGUUAUAAAGAUUGGAUAUUUUGAAAAGGCUUGGUUGAUUUUCGAAGAAUCAAUGGGGAAGGAGUUCUUGGAUAUGUAUAGUUUUGGGAUAGUGAUAAAGGGUUGUUGUGAAUUUGGUGAUUUGAAUGGUGCUUUUGAGGCAUUAACUAAAUUGAAACAAAUGGGGUGGCGGCCGAAUGUUGUAAUAUAUACUACUAUCAUUGAUGGGUGUUUUAAGUAUGGUGAUGCUGGAAGAGCAAAGGAGUUGUUUAGUACGAUGUCAGUCGAGGGUAUAAUACCUAAUCAGUACACUUACUCUGUAUUACUUAAUGGUUUCUUUAGGCAAGGACUUAAAACGGAUGGAUUCGAGCUUUAUGAGAAGAUGAAGCUUGAUGGAGUGUUUCCUGAUAUAUACACUUAUAAUUCUCUUAUUAACGUGUAUUGCAGCGAUGGAGAAAUUAGCAAAGCUUUUGAAUUAUUUGAUGACAUGCGUCAUAAUGGGGUAGUAUACAAUGUUGUAACUUAUAACACUUUGAUUAGAGGGUUAUGUCAAGAGAAGAGAGUGUUGGAAGCUGAGAAACUAGUGGAUCAAAUGAAGCUGGCUGGGUUGCACCCUAAUUUGAUCACAUAUAACACUCUAAUAGAUGGGUGUUGUAGUGCUGGAAAGCUUGAGAAAGGAUUAACUUUGUUCAAUCAGAUAAAGUCAUAUGGGUUAACACCUACAUCAAUCACGUAUAAUACUUUAAUUGCGGGUUUCUCUAGAGCUGGAAAUCUAUCAAAGGUUGUUGACUUUGUUCGUGAGAUGGAGGAAAGAGGCAUAUUUCCUUCAAAAGUCACAUACACAAUUCUUAUUGAUGCAUUUGCUCGAUCCAACGACAUGGAAAAAGCACUUGAGGUGUUCUCGCGUAUGCAUAAAGCUGGUUUGACUGUAGACCUUUGUACAUAUGGUGCCUUGAUACAUGGGUGGUGUAGUCAAGGGAAUAUGAAGGAAGCAUCGAAAUUGUUCCUAUCGAUGUCUGAAUAUCAUCUACAGCCUAACGAUGUAAUAUACAAUACGAUGAUAUUUGGAUACUGUAAAGAGAGCAGUUCCUAUAGAGCCUUGAAGCUGCUCAAAGAAAUGGUUGAGAAUGGAAUGAUUCCAAAUGGAGCAAGCUAUUGCUUGACGAUUGAAGUUCUUUGUGGUGAUGGGAAAUGGAAAGAGUCCGAGGUUUUAGUCAGUGGCAUGAUGAAAUUCGGUCUAAAACCCUCGGUUUCAUCACGUGAUCUGAUUCAAAAGGCAAAGAACGUGACAACUUAAAGAUAUUAUGAAAGCGAUACCUGAAAUGUAUGCACACAAUAAGCAUGUGAAGCAACAUCAACUAGAAAAUGAAUGAAGGCUUAGAUACCUUAGAGUGCCUUGUCCUCAUCGUCAUGCCCUUGUUCUCGAGAUUAUGGAGACUACU
Solanum verrucosum is the source of this 1895-nucleotide messenger RNA. RefSeq names its product pentatricopeptide repeat-containing protein At4g11690. Lineage: Eukaryota; Viridiplantae; Streptophyta; Magnoliopsida; Solanales; Solanaceae. The record is from RefSeq and is a predicted model, not a curated record. Bases 65 to 1750 code for a protein of 561 amino acids. Gene Ontology annotation, molecular function: protein binding. The transcript has 2 exons.